AUGAAAAAUCCCUGCGUGACAGAGGGAUGGGAGCAAGGGACCAGCAUUGGGAAUCCAGCUGUAUCCUCCACGUGGCAGCAUUGCACAUUAACCACUAGGUUACUGAUAAAGCUCCUCAUAAUCUCCUUUCUGUUCUCAGGUGGCUCAGUGCACUGGGAACGGAAAGAGAAGCCCUUGGCAGAACAAUUCCCCUCCUUCAACUCCCGUGCUGCCUCUGCUGAGAUUGAGAUGACCUGCUAUGUGAUACUGGCGCUGCUCCAGAGACCCUCCCUGACUCAAGAGGAGUUAUCAUACGUAGCUCAGAUUGUGCAGUGGGUCGCUAAACAGCAGAAUCCAUAUGGAGGCUUCUCCUCCACACAGGACACUGUUGUCGCUCUCCAAGCACUAGCCCAAUAUGGGUAUCUCACCUUCUCAAAGGAUGGUAAAAACACCAUUGAGAUCAGCUCCAAGGAACUUCUGAAGAAGGUUUUCCAGGUGGAUAACAGGAACCGCUUACUGCUGCAGCAAGUGUCCCUGCCCAGUCUCCCAGGGAAUUACAGCGUGGAAGUAAAAGGCAAUGGCUGUGUCUAUCUGCAGACAACCCUGAGAUACAACAUCUACCUUCCUCAAAAGGCCUCUGGGUUCUCUCUCUCCGUGGAGACAGUGAAUGGCUCAUGUGUAGGCAGCUUCCUGCCAAAGUUUGACCUUGUCCUCUCAGCCAGUUAUGCUGGGAAGCGGAGUACCUCCAACAUGGCCAUUAUUGAUGUCAAGAUGCUCUCGGGCUUCGUCCCUGUCAGAUCGUCCCUGCAGAAGCUUCAGGAUGAUCGUAAGGUGAUGCAGGUGGAUACCAAGCACAACCAUGUCUUCUUCUACUUGGCAAAUGUAACUCGGGAGGAAAUCAGUUUCUCUUUCUCGGUUGAGCAAAACCUUCCUGUGUCUGAUAUCAAACCUGCUUCAGUGCACUUCUAUGACUAUUAUGAAACAGACGAGUACGCUCUUGCUGAAUACAAUACACCCUGCAGUCAGGCUUCAAGUGAAAACCUGCUAGGAGUCAGGAGAAGGAGAAAUGACAGCUGUGAAAAUGGGAUUUUAGAUCCUCACUGCCCUGAGUGAUUGAGUUUGGAUAGGGC
Molecule: messenger RNA, 1109 nt
Organism: Emys orbicularis (European pond turtle)
Lineage: Eukaryota; Metazoa; Chordata; Testudines; Emydidae
Product: ovostatin-like
Exons: 9
Coding region: 1-1092 (363 amino acids)
Cellular component (GO): extracellular region
Source: RefSeq, a predicted model, not a curated record